AUAACAUUUUAUAAAUGUUCUAGUGCGCAGCAUUUCAAAAUUACCAAAUUGGGCGCAGGUAAAUAGCCAGCACGCGAUAAGAAGAAGAGACGCGAACUUAGCCGCAUUGACUGUUGCGGUUUUACCGAUAAAAUGUGCAAUAACUGUAAUAAGGUGCAAUUUGCGAUGGCAUAAAUGUCCACACGCCCUACGGAAUUGUCGGAUAAUGAGCUGCAAAACUGCGGCGCAGUGUUAAGGCUUCAUGGUUUAUCGUAGCAUGUUGCUGCUCAUAUUUAAUAAAUGCCGUUCGGAAAGCAACCGAUUUCGGCGCUCGUUUAGUCGUUUUUCUCCUCUAAAUAGCAACGCGCUCGAUAUAAAAAAGCCGCCGUACAAGGUGUUGUUUUUCGGCACAGACGAUUUUUCCCUGCACAGUCUGGGUGCGCUUUUAAAAGAACGGAUUCUCGAAUGUCGUAGGGAACGUAGCGACGAAAUAUUGACUUCCUUGGACGUCGUGACCAAUUCGGAACGCAGCCAAGUCGGAAAGUACUCGCUAGCGAGGAAAAUCAGAGUGUUUCUAUGGCCUCCCUCGUUCGAAGUAAACGAGUACGACGUGGGUCUAGUAGUUUCGUUCGGUCGCUUGAUACCGUCGUGCGUGAUCGACAAGUUUCCAUUAGGCAUGCUAAAUGUGCACGGAAGCUUGUUGCCCCGUUGGAGAGGGGCCUCGCCGGUUAUCCACUGCCUGGCCGAGGGAGAUACCGAGACAGGUAUAAGUAUAAUGGGGAUCGAACCCGAACACUUUGACACGGGCCCAAUUUUACUUCAGAAAAAGAUCGAUAUACCUCCCACCACGAUCAUGCCCGACUUGCGUUACCGACUGGGCAAACUGGGGGCCGAGUGUCUAAUCGAAACGUUACGGGAUUUGCCGGGCAAACUGGCAAACGCGAAACCUCAACCUACCGAGGGCGUUUGCUACGCGCCGAAAAUAACCGCCCGGUUCGCCAGAAUCGACUGGGAUUUGAUGACGGCCGCCCGGAUAUAUAACUUGGAAAGGGCGGUCAAAUUUUUGUACCCCUUGACGACUACCUGGAACUCUCUACCCGUGAGGCUGUUCGACGUCGAAGUCUUGGACUGGCGUACGACCAGUAACCGGCCGGGUUACAUCAGUUACCAUCGGAACAGGAGGUGCGUCGUGGUCGAAUGUGCCCAAAAGACUUGGAUCAGCGUGAAAUACGUCGCGGUGGCGCAGAAAAAACCGAUCAGGGCCACCGAUUUUCGCAACGCCUACGUCAAACGCACGCCGGACCCCGAGAUAGGCAAAAUGUUUAAAUAAAAUUUGUUAAUACUGGUUCUGUUUUGAUUAAAAGAAUCAUUCGUG
This is a messenger RNA of Cylas formicarius (sweet potato weevil), 1354 nucleotides long. Its product is annotated as methionyl-tRNA formyltransferase, mitochondrial. Gene Ontology annotation, molecular function: methionyl-tRNA formyltransferase activity. Gene Ontology annotation, biological process: conversion of methionyl-tRNA to N-formyl-methionyl-tRNA; biosynthetic process. The coding region runs from base 242 to 1309 and encodes 355 amino acids. The transcript has 4 exons. Gene Ontology annotation, cellular component: mitochondrion. The record is from RefSeq and is a predicted model, not a curated record. NCBI's taxonomy places the organism in Eukaryota, Metazoa, Arthropoda, Insecta, Coleoptera, Brentidae.